CCCGCCCCCCACGCGUCGUGUCGCCGGGAAGCCGGGAGGAGACCGAGCGCUCGAGCUCCACGGCGCUCGGCCCGCAGUCCUCUGACCGCGCGGAGCAGAGCCAGGUGGCGCCGCCCGAACCCGGAGCCGCGACCGUCCCCGACCGCCUUUGUCUGGGAGCGUGCGGCCUGGAAGCGCGGCUCUCGGGGUCCCGGCCCGCGGCCACAGCGCCCGGUGACAGCUCUUCCCUCCCGGAGGGCUCCGGGACGGAGGGGCGGUGGGGUCGGGCCCUGCUCGCCCGCGCCUGCACGCCCGAGCGCGCGCCCCGAUGCCCCCGCAGCAGAGGGACCCCGCAUUCCCCGGCAGCUGCGAGGCGCCGCCCGUUCCGCCGCGCCGGGAGCGCGGGGCGCGCGGGGGGCGCGGGCCCGGGGCGCCUGGGGGCCGGGGGCGCGCGGGCGGUGCCGAGGGGCGCGGCGUCAAGUGCGUGCUCGUCGGCGACGGCGCUGUGGGCAAGACCAGCCUGGUGGUGAGCUACACCACCAACGGCUACCCCACCGAGUACAUCCCCACCGCCUUCGACAACUUCUCGGCUGUGGUGUCUGUGGAUGGGCGGCCUGUGAGACUCCAGCUCUGCGACACGGCUGGACAGGAUGAGUUCGACAAACUCAGGCCUCUUUGCUACACCAACACGGACAUCUUUCUUCUGUGCUUCAGUGUGGUGAGCCCCUCCUCCUUCCAGAACGUCAGUGAGAAGUGGGUGCCAGAGAUUCGAUGCCACUGUCCCAAAGCCCCCAUCAUCCUCGUGGGGACUCAGUCGGAUCUCCGAGAAGACGUCAAGGUCCUCAUCGAGCUGGACAAAUGCAAAGAGAAGCCAGUGCCCGAAGAGGCGGCCAAGCUGUGUGCUGAGGAAAUCAAAGCUGCCUCUUACAUUGAGUGUUCAGCCUUGACUCAGAAAAACCUCAAGGAGGUCUUUGAUGCUGCCAUCGUCGCAGGCAUCCAGUACUCGGACACUCAGCAGCAGCCAAAGAAGUCCAAAAGCAGGACUCCAGACAAAAUGAAAAACCUCUCCAAGUCCUGGUGGAAAAAGUACUGCUGUUUCGUAUGAUGCCGGCCGGGUGCCUGACUGGUGGACUUAGACGGCGUCCGCGGUAGAAGCUAUAUUAGCUGAAGGACCCCUGUCAUCGUGUAGGAGCCGUAGAGACAACGUGCGCACGCACGUCUGUGUAUGCGUGUGUGUAUGCAUGUGUGUGUGUGCACGCGUGUGUAUCAUAGCUGGAGUCUCAAUUUAUGUCUUCUCUCUUGUCUUUGAUAUUCUUGUGUGUUUGAGCUUAGGGACGAGCUAAUCAUUAAUUACGCAAGAUGUUUUUGAAGUCAGUGGAGCAUUUUUCGUUAACUCUGGAAACAUAGAGCUCUAGACCUCUGCAUUAAUUUAUAUCUAAUUUGAAAAAGAUGCCUCCAAUCUGGGUGUCAAGAAUGAAAUCUUUUUUUUUUUUUUGCUGUGUUUUAAUGGACC
Molecule: messenger RNA, 1492 nt
Organism: Mustela erminea (ermine)
Lineage: Eukaryota; Metazoa; Chordata; Mammalia; Carnivora; Mustelidae
Gene: RHOU
Product: ras homolog family member U
Exons: 3
Coding region: 308-1084 (258 amino acids)
Biological process (GO): small GTPase-mediated signal transduction
Molecular function (GO): GTP binding; GTPase activity
Source: RefSeq, a predicted model, not a curated record